AAAAAAAGAAGAAUGCUCGGGACAACUGUUUGGAUAUUUUUUCUUUUUCAUCUUCCAGAUACAAUCUUGGCAAAUAAUAAUGUGAUUGGUACAGAUUGUGUAAAACCAUUCGACAUCUAUUUCGCUAUAGACGGAUCAGACAGUAUUUCUUAUAAAGAUUUCCAAUUAUUAAAGAAAUCCAUAGUUGAUCUUGUGGACCAGCUAAAUAUUGGAGAAGGAAAUGGCCGGAUGGGUAUGCUUGUUUACAGUAGUUCCUUAGCUACAAUGGUGGAACCUUCCUUCGAUAGAGACUAUCUUAAAGAGCAUGCCAUGAAUUUACCUCAUCCUCAAGAGGGUACUAAUACGGCUCUUGCAAUUAGGACCAUUACAGAAAUAUUUCAAGUGGCCAACAGAACUGGUGUGCCACAAAUAGGAGUUGUCAUUACUGAUGGCAGAUCAAAACCCCCCGGUGAGGCAGCGAGAGAGGCUAGAAUAGCUAAAGACAUAGGAAUAAAUAUGUAUACAGUUGGAGUAACAGAUAACAUAGAUGUGGAUGAACUCAAAGGCAUCGCUUCGUCUAAAGAAAAUGUACUUUCGGUUCAGUCGUUUGGCCAGUUAGCUUCCAGAAUACAAGAUGUUGUGCAGCUUGUGUGUCCAACUACCACCACUACUACCACCACCACACCUGCACCACCAACCACAACCAUCCCAACCACCACACCAGAGGGCGCCACUCCUCCUAUGCCACCAACAAUGGCGCCUUCAAAGGGACCAUGUGAUGAUUGUAAGAUGCUGAAUGGCAUCGGUUUCAACCCUCACCCUGAUGACUGUGAUAAAUUCACACAAUGUUAUUUCGGAUCAAAUGGACAAGUCCGAAUGGCUUACAGACAGUGUCCGUUUGGUCAAUACUGGGAUCAGAGUGUACUCACUUGUCGGCCAUCAGAACAAGUUCCCUGUGAGAAAGAUAAAUGUGGUAAACCACGAAUCACGUCGUAUGCGUACAGUAAUACAGGGAACUGUAGGGCUCAUUGGGCUUGUAACUUCGGAAAGGCGACAGCGACGUGUUGUCUGGAGGGUUUCCGAUACGUUCCAUACGUUGGCUGCAAAAAAGACCCGAGAUGUACUGACCCAUGUCCACCAACUUUCCACCAAGAAGGUCCCUGUGACACUAGGAUGAUCUUUAAUGAGCCUAGAUAUUUCGAACAAUUUGUCAAUGGCUUAGGAUGGUUAAAAAUGCCUUGUGCUCCUGGAACCCAGUAUGAUCCAAACACUUGUCAGUGUUCUCUGCAUGCCUCCUUUUUACCUGGAAGAGAGUGCAAAGCAGAGCUAUUCAUACCAUUUAGCAGUGAUGCCAAGGAUUAUUCCGGAAAGAACAUUUAUGUGGAAAAUCAAGGUGUCAGAAUCAUUGGAAACGGUUUGGGGUACUUCAACGGAAGCGCUCGUCUCAUCAUUAAUCGCUUUGCUAACAUCGACUUUUAUACAGACUUAGUUGUCAAAAUGAGAUAUUUAGACGACCCAAGGUCAUCCGGACUUCAUGCUUUGUUCAGUAAUGGCGACUGCUGCGAUAAUCCAGCAACUAUGAUGUUACUGAAAAGUAGAGACAAUCUUCACUUCAUGGCAAAAACGGAAGUUGAUAUGAAGAAUAAGACGAUCGACCGAGUGACUACAUUUCACCUUCCAGCUAAGCGUGGAAAUUGGAAUGAAGUCUAUUACAUGCACGACACAAAAUCUCUGGAGGGCAAAGUAAACGGUAUAGGAAUGGAAACUUGGGCAUAUGGACCCAUCAAACGAUCACAAGCUGCUUUACACAUCGGCUACGGUAGAGGACUCCAGAACUUCAGGGGAUACAUGGAUUACGUCACAGUGUUUCUUUGUAGACCUCGGUACCUAUGUGUUCUUUGUAGCGGCGAUAAAGACUGCAAAAGCUUCUUAUUUAACGGUAAAACUAAACAGGUUCAGUUGUUAACAACCAUCGAAAGUCCAGGCGCUCCACCUGGAAAUGGCAAUGACUGGAGGUAUUUUAUUAAGAGAACUGAGCCUCGAGUAUGUGAAGCAGGAUGGGAGAAAUUUGGAGAGUCUUGCUAUUUGUUCAGUCUCUCGUAUGGCACUUGGAAUAACGGAAAAACUUUUUGUGAGGGAGAGGGAGGGUAUUUAGUUGAAAUAACGAGCUUGGAGGAGGAUACUUUUAUCAGAGAUUAUGUCAGAAACAGGGGAUUGAUGGCUUUUGAAACCCGCGACAGUUGGAUCGGAGCAACGGAUGUAGCAGUAGAGGGUUCCUUCAUUUGGUCCGGAAGUGGACAACCCAUCACGUACAAUAACUAUGGACCUAAUAACCCGGAUAAUAGCGGCGGGAAUCAACAUUGUCUUAUACUGUACCAACCUUCAGACUACAAGUGGCACGAUACACAGUGCACAAACCAAAACUCUUUUAUUUGUGAAAAAUAAUCACUCGUUUAAGAACAAUUUUUAAAUAUUUUUUUAAAAAGCUCGCUUACAAAAAACAAAACAUUUUAAUUAAAGAGAAAUGACCCCAUUAUCAAUGUGGAACAUUCAUUGCUUUAAUGGCUGACUUAUGUGUGUUAUUUUUUUUAUUUCUUUAUAAAAAAAAUAUAACCAUGAUAUUUACAGUUUACUUCACGAUGAUUUUGAAGUUGAUGACUUCAAAAACAAACGAGUUAUCUUUCCUAGAGUUUAAUUACACCUUAAUAGUUACAUUAUGUCAUUAUAUCAGUGGUAUACUGGAUUUUAAAUGAAUUCAAUUAAACGUUUGUCUUGUUGGCAAUCCUCAAGUCUUGUUCACAUUAAAUACAAAGUAAUGAAUGUUAAAGGAAUCUCAACGAUUCUUAUAGGCAGUAGUUUAGAAUUCGAAGGUCUUCUACUACUUUUUAAAACAGAACAUAUGUUUGUUACAUAUGUAUAUACGCACUGAAUUGCUGACGAAUUUUCCGUUAUUUCCCAAUCAUGACAAAGAGUACACGGUGGGUGUAACCGGUCGGCAGGGGAUGCUCACUGCUCGAUGACACCUGAUCCAACCUCUGAUGUUUAGGAUGUCCGUGUCUGCUCUGCUCCUAUUUUCUAUUGCUUAAUGUACUUUUGAUCUUGAAUACUGUUCAUUAUCUCUUUUUAUUUCAUGUAUAAAAUGAAUAUGAUUUAUUUGAUAUGCAUUCUGUUCGUUAAUGUUUUAUCUAUAUUUCCUGGGUAAGUGAUCAAAUGCAGUUCAAUAGCAAAGAUUCUAUUGAUCCUAUACUGACCUUUCUUGCCAAGAAACGUUGCAUCUCGUGAUGCCAGUUUCUUUAUAUGUUUCGGAUGAGGGUUUUUAAAUUCUUUUUUCUCGGAAUGAAUAAAUAGAUGAGCUUAUUUAGAGUACCUUACUUUUCAAAUUCACAUAAAUGUAUUCUAAAAUGCUUUAUUAAAUUAAAUCAUUCAAUAUAAUUUGUACAGCAAAAAGUACUUUUUUAGAACUAUCAAUGCGUUG
Messenger RNA from Saccostrea cuccullata (small rock oyster), 3454 nucleotides. RefSeq names its product protein PIF-like. The record is from RefSeq and is a predicted model, not a curated record. Lineage: Eukaryota; Metazoa; Mollusca; Bivalvia; Ostreida; Ostreidae. Gene Ontology annotation, molecular function: chitin binding. The coding region runs from base 13 to 2424 and encodes 803 amino acids. The transcript is spliced from 10 exons. Gene Ontology annotation, cellular component: extracellular region.